Daphnia magna is the source of this 826-nucleotide messenger RNA. RefSeq lists its product as uncharacterized. The record is from RefSeq and is a predicted model, not a curated record. The transcript has 3 exons. Lineage: Eukaryota; Metazoa; Arthropoda; Branchiopoda; Diplostraca; Daphniidae. The coding region runs from base 89 to 748 and encodes 219 amino acids. Gene Ontology annotation, molecular function: nucleic acid binding.
GAUAACAGUGUUUGCUAACUGUGAAGCCUCUCAUCCACGCUCUAUUCUUGUCAUCGAUCGAUCAUUGUGCUUCACGUCUUGCUUGAAAAUGAGUAGGCAUAAUUUAUCACAGUGGCCGAUUUCAAUUCCCCACAAACAAGAAAGAGUUAAAUUUGCUUUACAGUUUGUCGAAAAAGAAAUUCCAUUUUGGUUAGGAAAAGUUUACAUUGAUGAGCACCGUUUCAGGUUUAAUACUAAAGGGGUGGUAUCUUCAUACACAGGAACUGAACGGACCAGUAUCCCACACAGUGUUGGAGUAGUUGCUUGCAUCUCCCAACCAUUCAACAAAGGAUGCAAUCUUAUUCGUCAAGUUGAAACCAGGAUUGAUUCUCAACAGUAUACCAGCUUUCUCAUGGAAAUUGUGUCGUCAUAUCCAACAGUUGGGCUUAUUUCAAUUGUUCACGACAAGUACCCUGUUCAUAAUAGUACCAAAGUAAAGUCAUGGCUCGCUGGUCAACAAAGAAUGUCUGUUUUUUCCUACUGGCCACCAGCAAGUGGUGAUUUAAUGCCAAUCGAGACUGUGUUUUUGGACAUACUGAAAGAGUUUGAUGAGCAUGAAACUCGUGUUCAUUCUGUUAAAGCUCUUUGGGAAGAAAUUCAAAAUGCAUUUGCUGCUGUGACCGAAAAAGAAGACUACGUGAAAAAUUUGAUUUCAAAAAUUUUUCCGAAUUUGCGUAAAAUUGCGGAAAGUAACGGAGAAAUGUUGUAGUGAAAUGUUAAUCAAAACUUUUCGUUUCUUGUUAAAGUCUAUCAUUAAUAAUAAAGAACAACAAGUAAGGUUAACGAA